Molecule: messenger RNA, 9517 nt
Organism: Sphaerodactylus townsendi
Lineage: Eukaryota; Metazoa; Chordata; Lepidosauria; Squamata; Sphaerodactylidae
Gene: FKBP5
Product: FKBP prolyl isomerase 5
Exons: 11
Coding region: 152-1522 (456 amino acids)
Molecular function (GO): protein binding; peptidyl-prolyl cis-trans isomerase activity
Source: RefSeq, a predicted model, not a curated record
GGACUCGCGGCCAACGCCGGUAGCUCGUGUCAUUCCCGGUCGGGUAACGCGGCGGCAACGCGGGGGCAGCAGGAGUAGCGGCAGGCAGCAGCGGGAGCGGAAAGGCGGCAGCGUCGUGAGGGCAGCAGGGCUGUGCCUGUGAAAUGAGAACAUGACAACUGAUGAGGCUACAAAGAAGGAAGGAGAGAUCCAGACGGCAACUCUUGCUGAACAAGGCGAGGAUAUCACACCAAGCAAAGAUCGAGGAGUUCUGAAGAUUGUGAAGAGACCAGGGAAUAAAGAUGAAUCUCCUAUGAUUGGAGAUAAGGUUUAUGUCCACUACAAAGGAAAACUGGCCAAUGGGAAAAAGUUUGAUUCCAGCCGUGACAGGAAUGAACCAUUUAUCUUCAGCCUGGGCAAAGGCCAGGUUAUCAAGGCAUGGGAUAUUGGAAUUGCCACCAUGAAAAAGGGAGAGAUUUGCCACUUGCUGUGUAAACCAGAAUAUGCAUAUGGUUCUGCUGGCAGUGUCCCCAAAAUCCCCUCCAAUGCAACACUGUUCUUUGAGAUUGAGCUGCUUGAUUUCAAAGGAGAAGAUUUAUUUGAGGAUGGAGGCAUCAUCCGCAGAAUUAAAAAGAAAGGUGAAGGAUACUCCAACCCCAAUGAAGGAGCUUCAGUACAAAUCCAUUUGAAAGGAGUUUGUGGUGGUAGAAUAUUUGAUUGCAGAGAUGUAGCAUUUACUGUUGGAGAAGGAGAAGAUCAUGACAUUCCCAUUGGAAUUGACAAAGCUCUGGAGAAGAUGCAAAGGGGAGAACAAUGUAUUUUGCAUAUCGGAGCACCGUAUGGAUUUGGUGAAGCAGGAAAACGUAAAUUUGGCAUAGAGCCGAAUACUGAACUUAUAUAUGAAGUUACACUGAAAAGCUUUGAAAAGGCCAAAGAAUCUUGGGAGAUGGACACCAAAGAGAAACUUGAGCAGGCUGCCAUUGUCAAAGAGAAAGGAACUGUGUACUUUAAGGAAGGGAAGUACCCUCAGGCAGUGAUUCAGUAUGGGAAGAUUGUGUCCUGGCUAGAAAUGGAAUAUGGCUUAUCAGAAAGGGAAUCUAAAGCCUCAGAAUCCUUGUUGCUGGCCGCCUUCCUCAACCUGGCCAUGUGCUGCUUGAAGUUACGGGACUAUGCUAAGGUUAUUGAGUAUUGCAAUAAGGCAUUGGCACUGGACCAGGCCAAUGAAAAGGGCUUGUACAGAAGAGGUGAAGCACGACUGCUCAUGAAUGAAUUUGAAUUGGCAAGAUGUGACUUUCAAAAAGUUCUAGAUGUGAAUCCGCAAAACAAGGCUGCAAAGUCACAGAUAACAGUGUGUCAGAAGAAGACGAAGGAACACAAUGACCGCGACCGAAAGAUAUAUGCCAACAUGUUCAAGAAAUUUGCAGAGAGAGAUGCAAAGGAAGAGGCCAGUAAAACCACAGGAGAGAAGGGAUACCCGGCAUCUUCUGAAAUUGGGCUCGAGAAGGCAGUGACCGAAGACAAAGAAUCAGAGGGCCACGUAUGACUGCACAGCAGAAAGACAAUCCUUCUGAACUCAGCCUGCACUCAAACAGGUUUCUGAAGAACUCCGAAUGCAACAGUGUUUAUUGUAAAGCUUGUUACAGUAGGCGUUAUUGUGGAAGCAAAAGGCCUAUCCAGCAGCUUCACAAGAAACUAUCAGAUCAUCAUCACUGCUGACCACGCUCAGCAGUGGAAUGCGAGUAGAGGGACAGUGUGGGACCACUCCACGUGGAACAAAUGGUUAAAACAAACAAACACACACACACACACACAGUGGCUCUUGGCUGUAGAAGUUUUGUUUUGUUUUUUACUGCGAUGGCGCAAUAGAACUCACUUCAGUUUGCAUCGAUUCUUCAGGCAGUAACUGGGGCUCUAUAAAAUGAGUUGGCAUAUAGGAACUGUCUGCUGUAUAAUUUUGGCAUUGCAAUUGAUUGUACUGUAGUAGCACCACAUGGAUUGUAUGUUAUGUCUUUUUUAAAAAAAAAUCCACAAAGUGCUCUCACCACAAGGCAUUGCUCUAGCAUUACUAGAACCAAGUCAGAAAGAUUUUAUGGACUUGAAAGCCAGACUCCUGGGAUCUCUUUAUCUUUCUCUCUUUUAUUUCAAUUUCAGAUGGAUUUUAACUGGUUUCUUGGGAAGCUCAGUAGUCCAUAUCAGAUUUUUUAUUCUUAACUGAUUGCUUGCUUGAGACAGCCUUGACCCUGUGAUGUUUCUGCACUGCAAUAGUGUACAUGCCAGUUGGUGUACACGAGCGUUUCUUCUCUUCCUACUCUUCCAUUGGCCAAAAGGGAUGAUUAGCAUUGUUGGUCCUAAUAGUGCUGGCAACUUGCUUUGCAGGGAGAGGGGGACACCUACAUGGAAUUUAGUGUCCUCCUCUUUCCCUUCCCCACAGUGGAAGGGGAUAAAAAUGUCAGUGUAUCUGUUGUGCUAAGCUGGGGCAAAUGUAUGCAGUGAUGGACUUGAACAGCGAGUUUAGCCCUUUCUAAAGGGUGUUUUGGAUGCCUUUCUUGAAAUACUUCAGUAUCUUUGAUUGGGAUAUAAGAACAUUGCUUUUCAAUAAAUUAUUAGUUCUUUUAACAGUGCAGUUGUUCAUUUUCCUACCCCAUUAAACAUAUUAAGGAAGAAGAUUUAUAAUUUGGUCUUAAAAUUCUUGCUUAUUUGGGAGUAUGUAUUUUAAAUUCUUGUGUGGAUCCUGGGUGGGUUUUUUUCCCUCUGAAGUUGUGCCACAUUUUUUAUUUUUUGGAGAGCAGAGGAUCCAUUUUGAAUUCCACAAAUGGCUUUUAAAGAUGUUUUCAUCUUGCACCAGUGAAGUUUUACUAAAGGUGUGGUUGUACAAUAUACGUUAACUCUAAUAUUGAAAUAAAUACAUGAUGAACCCCAUCUGGAGAAAGUUAGUCACUUAAGCAGAAUUAUGUAGUUGUAAGCCCAGUGACUUCAGUAAACUUAGAAGGCUGUGUCUGUUUAGGAUAACUCUCUAAGUUCCUCUGAAGUGAAGCAAUGGAAUUAAGAUAGUUGCGGUUAACUUGUCCUGUUGCUUUUAACUAAGCUUAAUGCAUUGCUAAUUUUUUUUGUACUCAGGCCAAUAAGUUUACUUACUUGUGAUGGAACAUAAAACAUAUUCACAGCAAACUGCUGUAGCUUCAUUAUAGUCUAGGAUAUUCUACUUUCCCGGGGACAACAUUGCUAGGUUUUUAAACGAUUUUAGUUAUUUUAUUCUACAUUUUUAGUUUGCAGUGGGGAGUUAACAUAUUCUAAAUGUCAUUUUUCUGGCAGUUUUUGUUGUAUUCAAAUGCAGUUCCUGCUUCUUCCUAUUUCCUUCUUGCGUCUUCUCUCUCUCUCUCUCUCUCUCUCUCUCUCUCUCUCUCUCUCACACACACACACACACACACACACACACACACACACACACACACACACACACACACACACACACAAACAUAUCCCAUUUCCACUAUUGUUUGGUUCAUGAUGACAGAAAACAAUGAGGAAAAGCCAAACCCUUAUUGGUAAUGCAUUUAAACCAUAUACAAAAUAGCUUCAUUUGCCUUAACUGGGAGAUGUCACAAAAAAGAACAUCUGCCUAAAGCUGCUGGUCUCCUAUUUCUUUGGGUAUUCGGGAGUUUGCAUUUGAAAUCUGAGACAAACAGUUAGGAGAGUCAAAACUGGACACUUGCCUGCUUAACAAAAUGAUUCUGCACUUUUGUCCAGAUUACUGUUGAGAUUGCUAUGAGAUAUACUUAACAUGCACUGACAGCAAUCGUGCCAUGAGACUCAGCAGUUAACAAUUAUUGUGCUACAUGACCAGCUGUAAUGUACUUCUGUGCCAGACUGUAAGAUGAAAUACCAUUCUUUCACAACCCAGAAUGACAUAACAUGGAGAAAAUCAUUUAAAAGUUCAAAUUACAGAUCUAUUUCUUUCUUUCUUUCUUUCUUUCUUUCUUUCUUUCUUUCUUUCUUUCUUUCUUUCUUUCUUUCUUUCUUUCUUUCUUUCUUUCUUUCUUUCUUUCUUUCUUUCUUAUACAUAAGCCACCUUAUAUAGGUGGCAGAAGUAGGAUGGUGUAUGCAUAGUAUUGUAAAAUUGUUGUCGGUUGAAAGCAGCAUCUGGAAUAAGUGCUGCAUUUCUGGUAGUCUAUUUGUACAAGCCUCUUAUUUUGUUUGAAGAAAUUUAGACAUAUUCAAAUAUGUACCUUGUAAACUGAUAGGAUUCUAUGUCUGCAUUGUGUGGUUAGAGGCUCUCAGUACGAUUUAGAGGAAGCUGUCAGUAUGAUUUCUGUGAUUGUGACUUUUAAUACUAAUGUGAGAAGCCAAGUUAGGAGAAUAUAUCACAAGUGAACAGUGCAACGGAUCUCAAUCCUGGCCCAACCUAUACUUUACAUUAACCGUAUGAUUCCAUGAGGACUGGCAGUAAACUACCAGUUGCUAGUUCUCUUUAGGAACUCAAUUCUAAAGUGCCUCAGAAACCAUUUGGGUUGGGACCAUGGUGCGGGGGAGAAGUGACUCCAACUUUCUAUCCUGAACCAAUUUCCCAGCCCCAAAUGGCUAUGAGUUGGAGGGGUGUGUGAUUUGCCCCAUGGGGGGCUGCAUGCAAACACAUUACCAGUGGGGCAAAUAACACCCCUCAAGGCUAUUUCAGGUUGGGAAAAUGCAGCAAGGAGGGAAGGUUGGAGUCCUUCCUCCUGCACACACUGCUGCCCCAAUAUAAAUCCCCACCCACAUGUUUUAUGCUUGAGUUUCCAGGAGGAACUUGCAGCCAGUAUAUGGCUGCAAGUCCACAUGGUGACCACGUGUCAACAGUAAUAUGUUGUUUGGGCCUCAGACUCUUUGGAUAUGAUGCAGGGCAUGCCUGCAUCUUAACUAAUAUUUGAAAUGCACUAUGAUCAUAGAUCACUUCAGCUACAGAAAGUACUUUUAGCAUUAGAUGCUUAUUAAGUCAACGCUUCCUCUUAGCUGUGGAGCAACAGUAGAAAUUACUUUACACCUGUCUUCCCAAGGUAGAAGCUGGGGAUGAGAUGUAGGAUGAAGCUCAUGAAGCAUUUAAAAUAUGGCCCAAGUUUUGUUGCUUACUGUAUUUCAGGUUCCUUUCUGCUCUCAUAAAAUCUGUUUCUAGGGUAAUCAACCCAUUUGGCUAAUUUAUGUGCUACUGUUCAUCAUAUCUUUUCAUGUAACAACUUGUGGCUGUGUCAUGUGGUGAGCCUUCCAGAGCUUCAUCGGGAAUCCUUAAAAUGGCUCAGCUAAUCUUUCCUGUCUUCCCACAUCUUUGUUAAGCUACUCCCAAAGUUUCGAUGGGAGUUUGGCUGGCAGUCUCCCACACAUUUACAUGCUUAGUAGAAUUCUGCUGAGGAUGUCUGACAGUUUAGCUGCCGUGGUUCAGAAACUUGAAUCUCUGAAGGUGCACGUUUGAGGAACUUCCUCUUUUACAAUCCUGUAGAGCUGUAGUUUAUUUUUGGUUUUAUAUCUGUUGGAACAUCAUGAUAAUGGCACCUACCUCACUAUGGUGGUUCCCAUUUUGUUUUUGGAUGCAGCCAUUUUAUGUUAAGUUAUACUCUUUAAAUUUAAGUAGAAUUAUGCAGAAAUUUUGUUCCAUAGUUAGCCACUGAAAGACUUUUCAGUCGUCUUGCAUUUGCUAAAAUCUCCUGUUAAGAACCAAGGCAGCAACUUUGAGUAAGCUUUCAAAACUUUGCAGGCCCUCAUCUUCUGAUACUUUUUUUGUUCCUUUUCUAGACAUUUUAUAAAAUGUCCUCAAAGCCUUAAGAAUCUGUUUUAAGCUGAAUCAGACAUUUGGUCCAUCUAGCUCCAUAACUUCCACAUGGACCUCCAAAAGCUCUCCCAAGAUAUUAGCAAGGAACUUUCCUGGCCCUCCCAACCAAGGCAACUUUUUAUUUGGAGACUCAAACAUGGGCCCUUCUGUCUGCAAAGAACUUAUGCUCUCAGUAAAAUAUGACCCUUCACCAAAGCCAGCCUUAAUUAAACAUGUAAUUUAAACCCUGCAUUUAUCCAGAUCCUGGUCCUCAGUUUCAUAUUGCUUUUCUUCAAACAGGUGUAUGCACAUACACACAGGAUAUGCAUAUGUUUAUUGUAACAUGAGACAUUAGGCUAUUUUUCUCAAUUAGAAUGUCUUCAGAGUUUCUACUAGGGUCUUCAAAAACUUGAUCCACCCCCACUGUCACAUACCACUGUCAGACUAUUUUUUUUCUUCUAAAAAAACAAAUGCCCCCAAAUGUCACCUACCCCUCUUGCUUUGCGGUACAUUGAGAAAAUAGCUUAGGACUAUGCUAGUUAUACAUUCCACAUUCUAACAUAACGACAAUUGAAGUGAAUAACUCAGGGAUAAGAUUUUUAUCUUCCCAGUGUAUUUCUGGGGUCCCUAUAUAUCUUUAAAACUUUGAAAUAGAAAGAGACAGGUCACUAGCUUGGAUUUUUUUUAAAAAGUGAAUGAAAUUAAUGGAGGAUAGGUCCUAUCAAUGCCAUUUCUCUGUGCAAACUAAAUGGUGCUUCCUUGUUCAUAGGCAAGGUGCCUUCAUGUAGCAAAUGCUAGUGAAAACCUGGGGAAAUUCUUCCCCAUGUGCCCUGCUUGUAAGCUUCCAGAAACAUCUGGAAAGAAAGUACUGUGGUAUAUAGACCUUCAUCUGAUAAUGCAAGAAAGCAGUUUUUAUACUCUGUUCAGAGGAGCCUCUGAAGUUAGCUUGGUGUGUAGAAACAUCUGCUCCCCACUUCAAGUCUGGGGUAUGCUUUAAACAGGGCUGACUCUCUUGAGGCGAAAUGGAAAGAACUUUAUCUGUAUAAGGGAGCUUCUCUGGUAGAAUAGAAUCACUAGAUUGGGGCAUUGCUGUUCUUAUCUAAACACUGUUCAAAAGUACAAAAUGCAGCUAGCACAGCAAUGCUGUGAAAAUCAUUUAAGGAUUCUGACGGCAAAAAUCUAAAGGCUACUAUAAGCAUUUUUCCAGUAUAAGGUUAAUACAGAGUGCUAUCUAUGUAACGUACUUUCCCUCUGUAAAUUAGUGGAGGUCAGUAAUGCACUAAUCUAUCUUUGAAGGGCUGCUGACCUCAACGAUAGAAGGGCAAGACAUAAAUGGGAGCUGGUUGCCCAUAUUCCCCCCUCUUUCUCCAUAGUCAAUCAUAUGCAGCUUCUGUCUUCUUUGCUAAGCAAAAAGCUAGUGGUGCAGAAGCUGAAGGGGUAGUCUGCUCUCUCCAGAGUUCAAGGUCUAUGAGUGGUAGGAAAGAAUUGCACAUUCAUCUCCUGUAGCCCAACCAUGUGUUAGUUGCAGCUAUGCGCAGGGCAUGCAUUCAGGGACACCAAGUCAUUGGAGUGCUUGCCAAGGGACAAGCAAUCGAAUAAAAAAUUAAAGUACAAAGCUGCUGUAGAAAUGUGAAUGGUAUUUUUGCUCCUGAUACAUGUGUUAGGUAGCUAGAAGGCUUCCACAUAUGAUGGCUUCCUGCUGGUCUUGUAUUAGUACUACUAACCAUUUACCUCGCAUACAAUUUGCUACAGAUGCACACUGAAUCUAUGGCACACAUCUCUCACUGGUUUUCAACUUCAGAGUGAAACAAACAUAAUUAAUGUUCUUUUUUCAUGAUGUGGAUAGUUAUCUCUGUGUCAAAAAUACGUAACGUGUAAAGUGGCUUUGAAAAAGAGAUGGGAGGCUGAGUGCUUCUAUUGCCAACUACACAGAAAAUAGUCAAGUGGGUUACCUACCUCAAGUUCAGAAACUCUUUGCAACUCGCUUUUUCUAUGAAAUGGAGCCUUGCCCCAGUUAUGCAAGGUGGUACUGCCAAAUAUCUGUAACAAACUACUUUCAGCCUAGAUACAGCACUUGAAGGAACAGGGAAGGGAAAUGGUAACUUACACUGAAGUAUCCUCAUAAUUUGUUGCAAGUACAACUGAAGUCCAGAUACCAUGGCCUUAAAAUUAAUUAAAUAUAUUUUUCUUUAUUCAUUUGUGCUUUAACAGAAACUACACAUUUUUUCCCCAGAUCCAUCUAUUUUCACAUAACUGACUUGGAGGUAUUGCUAUACAGACAUCUGAGCUGUCUAUCUUCCAUUCUGCUGGAGGCCAAUCCAGUCUAUUUCUGCAUUUGAUCUGUGUUUCUUCCUUUCAGCAGCAAAUCAAUGAAAGAAGCACAGAUGGAGCCAUAAAUCUGUUGAAGGAGUGUGUUUGGCAGGGGUGAAUCUGUUGGUGAAGACACUGAUGAAGCAGGGGUGAUGUUGAAGUAUUCCUGUCAUAUUCACUACAAACAUAUAUUUUCCUCUAUGAAAAUUGAUUUUGCAAGUUCAGUAUGGAUGAAGACCAAGCUACAACUGGUGGAAAAUGUACCAUCAGGUUUCCUGACCUUUUUUCUUUAACAUUAAAAAGCAGGGGCUGGGAUAUGUGUGCAUGCCAGAUGAGACCUAUGGGCAGCCCUUUACCUGGAGCUAUAACCUUGCUCUGAUAUAUCACAGAGCACUGGUAUUUGCCAUGGCAAAGGAAAAUGCCAGGUAAAUGCAGAUGCAGAAUGGGGAGUGAUUUCUGCGAUGCAGGUGUGGGAGGAAGGAGGGAAUGCUUAUUUUUAAUGAUAAAGAACAAGAGAUCCAGAUAUAAACCUCCUAUGUAGCAUGUGGUUCGAACAGCAGCUUGACCUGAGGAACAUCUAGCUAUACAGGGUGCUGAUUUGACUAGUGACAGUGUCAACAAAAGCACUCCAUUUUUCUCAUGUUUUUCUUUCAAGGAAUCUGCCAGCUUGAGCGGAGGACAAGGAGCUGGACUGAGCCAGCAUUUGACUUGUUGCCAUUAUGGAAGUAGCAAAGCUAAACUUGCACCACAAAUGGAGUACUCAUGGUGACUGCAUUUUACAUGAUGUGUCUGUCUUCACCCUCUGAGGCUCCUUUCCUUGAACAUGCAUCUGAUAAGGGAUCCUUGGAGUCUGGUAAUUUUGCAUAUCCAGUUGCAAUUACAGCAUAGAACUGCUAUAAAUCGGAAGACAUCUAUGCAUUGAAGUCUAUUUUUUUCCUCCAUAUGCACACGUGGUUUUUUUUUCCUUUCUGAGUGAACAUCACAUAAACAUCUGUAGAUUCUGAUGUGGCAAGGAUAUCCAAAGUUUAGUCCUAUUGCUUUCUGUCCAAUGCCAGGGUCCUGAUGUGUAAAGAAAAAGUUUCCAAUAGAUGUUUAUGUUGUAAAGAGCAACCUGGCAGCACUGACUCAUGUGUCUCACUAAAACAUAGCACAACAAUAAUACAAUUCUAGUGUGACUGAGGUCUGAUAAGUGAAGGAUAACGAAAUGGGAGUAAUUUUGAGUAUAUGGAAAUCUUCGCUGAUAGAGAGGCUAGUUGUAUACUGCUUCAGACAGUGUGUGACGGGUAUGGAGCUGAAGUGGAUUGUUCCAAAGUGUUCUAAUAAUCUGUAUGUUCUUGGAGGUGGGAACUUCUCAAAAUGCCUGACUUAAAGCACUUACCAGUGUUGGGGAAACUUUUAAACCCCCCACUUGUGUCAAAAUAUGAAACAAAAAAUAAAAUCUGAAUUUUUCCA